CAUAGAAGCAAAGAAGAAGAAGUACCUUCUCUCUCUGAACAGAGUGUAGUACUGGCAGUGAAAAUCAGAACGCAGUCAAAUGGCUGCGCUUUGCGAUUAUUGCAUUGGCAUAUACUUUUAUAUUUGCAACAAAUUUACAGGAAGAGAUCAAUCACAGACAACAGUCGUAAAGCGCUUGCUAAGCUGAGUUUUGCUGAAGCAAAUCGAUUAAUCGCUGGUCAAUAUUCCAGCUAAUGUAAAGAUAAUACUGGUCUGUAAUUGGUUGAACUGCUUACGACCCUACGGUUACGGUUAAAAUUUUUUCACGUGCAAUGGCCCUUACAACGUCAUCGCAAAGGGGAUAGCCUUUGUUUUUACAUCCAUAACAAGAACAUUAAAAAAAGACAGGGAAGUUAAAGAAACAAGUUUUUAGUAAAAUGAUAAAGAAUAUUUGUAUCAUUUAUAUAUUCGUAAAUAUUUUUUGAACAAAAAAAUGGCAUUGUUGCAAACUCGAGUUUUUUAUGGUUUGAGAACCGAUAUUAUUGGUAAUGCGCAUUAUAUCACGGAUACGGAAAUUUUGUAUCCGGUUGGUAAUGUAAUAGCAGUUCAUGAUAUUUUGCAACGUCAUCAGAAGUUUAUUCAAAUACCUGACAAAUAUUCCAUAAACAUUAUUUGUGUCUCACCUAAUAAGAAAUAUGCCGCUUUAGCCGAAGUUGCAGACAAACCUACUAUAUCUGUUUAUGAUCUCGGUUCUUUAAAGCGUCGAAAAUUGCUUGGAAUACCUUUUGAUGCUCCAGGAGUGACCAGAUUUAUGUGCUUAAGCUUCACCUUUGACAGUAAAAAUUUAGUAGCAAUCACUGGCAAACAUAAUCAACAUGAUCAAAUAAUGCUGUUUUAUAAUUGGGAAAAAGGCAAAGUUGAGUCAACUUUCAAAAUAACUAAUUCUCAAAAUCCAUUGGCAAUUGCUAAAGUACUUGCUUGUAAUCCAUUGGACAUAGCAGUAGUAGCAAUUGGUGGUGUAUAUAUCUUCAAAUUUCUCACAUUUUCUGAUGCGGUAUGGCGUCCUUAUGGUUUUGCUAAGGCAGAAAAUCUUCUCGUUUGCUCAAUGACCUGGCUGGAUGGCGAUCGGCUGCUAGUCGGUACUGAUGAUGGUCGUGUGCUCUAUUUGGAGAAUGGCAAUUUAAAGAACAUAUAUAAAAUGUCUGACACAGUAUCGAUGAAUCUUAAGAUCCGUGAGGAAUAUAUUAUGCCUGCUACUGCAACUACUGGUUUGCAGAUGACAAAUGCUUACAAUGACUUUGCUUGGGAACAAAAUAUACAGUGUUUAAUCGCGUUUCCGCGAGGAUUUGUUUAUGCCUAUGGUGCAGGAACAGUAAUACUUUUUGAGAAAGAAGGAAAACAUAAGUAUACAAAAAGAAACGUUUAUAUUAUUCCGCAGCAAUUGAUGAAAAUUGAUAAAUCUGAAAUAUAUAAGAUCAAUACAAUCAAUGUGAAUCUUAGUUUUGAUCAGCUUAUUGUUACUGCUGGCUGGUCCCAACUGUAUUAUGCCACAUUGUGGGGUGCGAGUCUGCAAAUAGAUCCUGAACCACAGGCGUUAAAUAUCAUGGGCCAAUCGUUGCAUCAUGGUCCCAUCAGCGGUCUCGCUAUGUGCGCAUGGAAACCAAUUUUCAUGACAUGUGGUGAACUUGAUCGCACUAUUCGACUGUGGAACUUCGAAACCGAGAGUUUAAUUAUGCUUAAGCAGUACAAUGAGGAUAUAUCCGGAAUCGCAUUGCAUCCGAUGGGUCUGUUCUGUCUGAUAGGCUUUACUGACAAAUUACGUUUCAUGAAUAUUCUGAUCGACGAUCUGUUGCCGAUACACGAGAUCGCUGUCAGAAAUUGUAGAACAAUCCGUUUCAGUCACGGUGGUCAUUUAUUCGCUGCGGUCAAUGGAAAUGUAAUACAAAUAUACAAUACUAUUGGUUUCUACAAUCUUUACGUUCUCAAAGGACACACAGGCAAAGUGAAGACUCUUCUCUGGUCGCACACAGAUCUGAAAAUAAUAAGUAUGGGCGCAGAGGGUGCCAUUUACGAGUGGGACAUGUCAACUGGUACACGAUCCGGCGAGGUCAUUCUGAAAGGCAUCGUUUUGCAUGACAUUGCUCUUUCUUCAGAUAUGUCGUUUAUUUAUUGCAUUGCUCAUGAUGAUUAUAUACGUGAAAUCAAGGAGAAUGAGGUAAUUCGAGAGUUUCGUUUACCUGGUAGAAAAAUGCAUCAAAUAAUUAUGGGAAAAGAUGACUCGAUAUUAUUUGUAACAUGUCCUAGUGGUGUCAUUCUUUCGUUAAAAAGUCCACUUCAAGCUCCAAUAGAAGCUACAGACUUUCAUAUACACUGCGUCGACGUUACAAUGAUCGCGCUCUCUUUCAAUGAACAAUAUUUGGUUUCUGUUGCGAAAGACGGCAGUUUGUGCAUUUGGAAGCUUCAUUUUCCUGAGGGAAAGAUCGUAACGAUGAGCAGAGAAUUAUCAUACAUAAAUGAAGUGUUAAUUGGAAAACAAGAUUUAGAGGAAAAAUUGGACAUGAUAAAAACUCUCACCGUAAGAAUGAAAGAAUUGGAGACUGAACACGCAUACAAACUGCGACAAAUUGACGUUCAGCACAACGAUUUAUUACGCGACGUACAUCAAAGCUAUAGCAAAGCCAUUAAGGAACUUCGAGAUAAAAACGAAAAGCUUCAGGAGGAUCAUAUGAAUCAGAUCAACAACAUAAAUAUGGAAAUUGUAAAGAUCAAGAUGAAUCACGACGAGGCAAUGCAACAGAUGGAAAACACUUACGAGACCAAAUUGCUUACAGAAUACGACAGAUAUCAAGCAUUCGAAGAACGUACCAAUGUAAUGCGUGAGGAUUACGAAAAACAAUUAAAAGAUCUUAAAAAUCGAGACGCGGAAGAAUUACAGAAAACGAUAACGAAAUACGAAGAUUUGCUUCAUGCGAAGAAAGUGCAACUGGAAGAAACGUUUGACGAAAUGACGCACAAAGAACGCAUUCACGAGGAUUUAAUAACAAAGAUAGAAGACGACGCGGAUAACGAAAUUCUUGAGAUACGUACGAAAUACGAAAGUCUCUUGUACGAGGAACAGCAAAUCAAUAUGAAAUUGAAAGGAGAGGCCGGAGUGAUGCGAAAUAAAUUUAUGGCCAGUCAAAAGGAUGUGGACGAUUUGAAGAGACAAGUACAUCGUGUGCAAGGCGAAUAUGCGCAGUUUCACAAAAAUAUACAAGAACUAGAGAAACAAAUAACGGAUUUAAGAAAGGAAAUCAGUGAAAGAGAGGCCACUAUUCAAGAUAAAGAGCAACAGAUAUAUGAUAUAAAGCAAAUAAAUCAGGAAUUGGAAAAGUUCAAAUUUGUAUUGAAUUACAAGAUUGAGGAAUUGAAGAAUCAGAUAGAACCAAAAGAUCGGGAGAUACAGCAGUUGAAGGAAACUAUUCGAAACAUGGAAAUCGAAUUUACAAAUCUUCAUAAAACUAUUACGAAUUUAGAGUUACACUUGCGUGAAGUUCAGGAGAAAUUACAUAGCGCGUACCAAGAAAUUGAUCGAGAAAUGCAAAAAAACAAAAAGUGGCAGCAGCUUGUGAAAAACAUUCGCAUCGAUAUUCACGAUGCCGCGGGACUCGUGCAAGAGCCGAACGAUCUAAAACGUGCCGUGAAAGAUUUAUAUCAUAAAUAUAGCGCGGACGAUGAAUGUUUAGACAGUCGCAAGACGGACGUUCAAUACGAAAUCAAGCAAAAAGAUUACUCUGAACGGACUAUUACGUCUCUAAAAAAACAAAUGUCUCAAGAUACGUCUACUGAUAAUAAAGAUUUGAUAAAGAAGAUGGAAGAAAAUAGUAUACUCAUUCAAGAAGUAAACAUUUUAACGAAAGAAUUACAAAAAGUCCAGCAAGAUAUUUUGCACAUGGAAAGUAUUUUAGGUUUAACGCGAAGAGAUGUGCAAUCUUUAGAAACGAAAAAAAUGUUGGAACAAGCAUAUCGCGGAUAUGAAGAACUACAGGAGAAAUAUGUAACACAAAUAAAAGAAUAUCAGCAGAUUAUUUUAACGUUGAAAGAAGAUAUUGAACGACUUGCGAGCAAAACUUCUUGUACAGAAAUGAAAGAGAAAAUAAGUUCGUCUGGAGAAUAAAUUUGUAAUUUUUAGUUUUUUGUUUUUUUGCGACUAUAUGAAUUAUGAACAUAUUUGCGGCCAACAAAGUAGACCCCUACGUUAUUUUAAAGUUUUCAGCCGACAACACAAUCCUAUACGUCAUUUUAAAAUCUGUUUAUUUAAUUUUUGUUUUCAGAAUUUUUUAGAUGGAAGAAUUUCUUUUUUUCUCUAAAGUUUCAUUACCAUCUAUGUCAUCUUCUAAGACAGAUAUCUUUG
Molecule: messenger RNA, 4372 nt
Organism: Pseudomyrmex gracilis
Lineage: Eukaryota; Metazoa; Arthropoda; Insecta; Hymenoptera; Formicidae
Gene: tous
Product: cilia- and flagella-associated protein 57
Exons: 4
Coding region: 473-4135 (1220 amino acids)
Molecular function (GO): protein binding
Source: RefSeq, a predicted model, not a curated record